CUUCUCGAAGGUCGGGGCGUCAUUGCUUUGUUUACAUCCCUGCCAUGCUACACUUCCCGUGCUUACGCUUCGGUCGGUCCUCACUCUAGUCGCUCGACUUAUGGGGAAAUCUGAUAGAAAAAUUAAGUCUGAUGCUAUCAACGCCUUGAGAAAAAAAUAUGAAGCUUUCCUCGAACAGGACAGGAAGCGGAAAGAAAGAAAUGAGUACAUCUUGGGUAUAUUGGACAAAAUGCGCUCCUGUAAAGCCGUGGUGCCGCAUAAGUUCAAUCCGCCCGGGGAUUGUCCAGUAUCAACAAAGAACCUCGUUCCAACACAAGAUACACUCUCAAGUCAAGGUGCCAUUUACCCGCGCCGACCCCACGACCCCGCCAUGAACACAACUUCCAGAAUUACAGCCGAAAAUAGUAUUAUAGCUGAAUUACUCAAUAAAUACAUACUUAUCCCUAAACGACAUUGCAAGUAUGAAGAGAGUCCUUUUUAUGAUGUUAAGGCUGUCGAACUACAGACUAAUAUCCAGGACAAUACAGACUGGAAAAGUAAAUACGAAAUUUUAAAUCAGUUAAAACAAAACGAAAAGGAAGAAUUAGAACCACAAAAAGAUAUUCCUAGUGUUCAAUCUGACAUAAACGCUAUUUCAGAAGAACUAAACACAAAAGCUCAUAUAAAUAUACCCACGAGGGCACACACGCAGCCGCCUAUUGAAUAUGGACAAGAUCUGCCCGAAAAAGACACCUCUGGUUCACGACAAGAAAUAAAAAAGAAAAAUGUCGUAGUGGCCCCCAGAAAAGUUCAACAAAGUGAACAGUUGAUCGGCAACAAACAGUUCUAUCACACAGAUACAGACUUAAGGUACUCCCAUGAUUUGCCUUUAGGCAAAGGAAGUGUAACUGAACUGAUACCAAAACACAGCGUUCCCGUAAAACCGCUUGAUGAACAAAACAUUGACGCUACAAAUGUAGAUUCAGGACAGCUAGAAUUUGAUCAACCAGUUACAGAACCUAACAAGACGACUACAUAUGAGAAAAAUGAUAAAGUGGAGUUUUUUGCCGCAAAUACUACGGACCCAACAGUAGUGCCACAAUCGCAAGUACUUGAACAUGUAACGCCAAGUGGUAAUUAUACUGACGACGUUGAGUAUCCAGUGGACGUAAUAAAUGUUGAACAAUUUACACCCAACAACGAUGUUAUAUUAAAAGACGGUGUCAACGUUAACCCCGAAGGCUAUGGAAUGGAUCAAAGUCACUUUAAGCAAUUUUCGGAGACUGUUGCAACUCCACAAGCCCGUACUGAACAACAAUAUAGUAACGAAACAGAACAACAACAAUAUAGUAACGAACAAGAACAACACCCAUAUGGCAUCGAACAACUACAAUAUAGCAACGAACAACAUCAAUAUAGCAAUGAACAACAAAUACAAUAUAGUACAGAACAACAACAAUAUGAAAAUCCAGAAGCCAGCAACAUAAAUCAGCAAAUUGAUGAAACAACAGUCCCAUUUGCAGAGCACGUUGAUGAUCCAAGUAAUCCCACAGUUGAUGAAUUUGAAGCUGAACAGACACAAUUCUAUCAGGAACCUGUGGAGGGAGAUGUGACCUAUGAUGAACAAGGAGCUAACAUGUACGAUACACAAAACAAGAACUAUCAACAAAAUGGUCAAUAUUAUUAUGAGGCACCGCACGAAGAAGCUCCCUCCGAAAUUAAUGAGCACGAAGAGACAAGUCAGGAAUACGAUCCGGCGUAUGCACAACAAUAUUUGAAUAUGCAAGGAGGCGAAUAUGAACAACAGCAAGAAAUUGAGCAAUCUGACCAACAAUACACGCAGCAAGAAGGAUACGAACCGGCACCAGUGGCGUACGAUCAGCAAUAUCAGGAGCAGCCACAAGGUUAUGAACAAUACAAUCAAGAAUACUACGAUCAACAACAAUACCAGCAAGAAAAUUAUGAAGCUGUACAACAGAUUGAACAACAACUAAACAACGAAGAGAAUUACUCUGUUGUACAAAACGAAGUAACUGACAGUGAACAACAGGAGGUGGCGGAAGCCGUAAACCAAGACCAACCAGAGCAAGCGAUAACUAGCGAUGUAUCUACAAUAAGAGCAAAUUGAUAGUUCAGUUUGUUAGUUCACUGACGUGCACAGAUAUCUUGUUCCAGAUUGACCCUUUCUCUGUGGCGCAAUGAAAUCAAAAACUUCAUUAUACCAUGGGUGAACUAUCUCGUUCGGUAAAACGCUCUGUACAUACAGUGGGCAAAUUAUCUCGUCUGUGAAAGAUAUAACUAAUCAUCAUCAAAAUUAUGAUUCUUUACAUCUAUUACAGACAAUUCGAGCCUGCACUAAUGUCAAUAUGUUAUGGAAGGAUUAGUUAUUUCGCCCAUCGUGUGUAAGAAAUUUCGUCCACCACAGUAAGAGUUCAAAUCACAAUUAUUUGGCACAACACUAGUAAUUCUAAGAUGCAUACCUAUUUGCUGCUAUGUAAAUGAUUUCAUGACCACAAUUCAUUUAUUGUGUGAUUAUUUCAUUGCCAUUGUAAAUUUAACUGAUAUCAAUAAGUAAAAAAUAAUAAUUUAAAAUCCCCCACCCUAUAAAUAUAAUUCCCUAAAAGAAAUGAAAUAUCAAAUGAUAAAUAAAACCACAUUCAUAUCAGAAUUCAGACCAUCUAUUCUGGACCUACAAUGGAGAUACAGACACGCACACACACACACUCACAUACACACAGGAGACUUCUUCUUUAUGUUGCA
Molecule: messenger RNA, 2739 nt
Organism: Pectinophora gossypiella (pink bollworm)
Lineage: Eukaryota; Metazoa; Arthropoda; Insecta; Lepidoptera; Gelechiidae
Exons: 3
Coding region: 101-2107 (668 amino acids)
Source: RefSeq, a predicted model, not a curated record